Messenger RNA from Caenorhabditis briggsae, 387 nucleotides. The transcript is spliced from 3 exons. The record is from RefSeq and is a predicted model, not a curated record. NCBI's taxonomy places the organism in Eukaryota, Metazoa, Nematoda, Chromadorea, Rhabditida, Rhabditidae. The coding region runs from base 1 to 387 and encodes 128 amino acids.
AUGCAAAUUCUUGUAUUCCUCUCCCUUUUUCUUAUUUCAUUCAUUUUUCCAGCCGAUUUUUUGUAUUUAUGGGAACCUCGAACUCUCCAAUGUCUCUCAAAAGGCUGCAAAUUAUCGAAAAAUGCGGACCAGACUGGUCUAAGUCCAGCGAAUUGUAGUUUUUCUGGAAAUUCGGCUGAAAAUGUUUUUGUGGAAUGUGAUAUAGAGUGUGAUGGUGCUGAAAGGGAUAGUGUGAUAUCGAAGAAGCCCACGGUCUAUAGAUACUGUAAUAGAUUUUUCACCUAUAACACUAGAAAGACAUCGGAUGGAAAAUGGACGGUAUGGAGGAAUGGAACAUGCGCGAAUGCUAAUAUUACAAUGACUGUACAUUGUGCUUUUCCACUGUGA